Molecule: messenger RNA, 447 nt
Organism: Medioppia subpectinata
Lineage: Eukaryota; Metazoa; Arthropoda; Arachnida; Sarcoptiformes; Oppiidae
Source: the annotation of a GenBank genome assembly
ACCACAUAUUUAUACCCUGAUAACAUUAUUGUGUGUUUUAAUUACAAUUACUUAUUUUAUUAUUUUUAUUACAACAAAUAAGUACAAUCAGUGUUUUUGUGUGUGUUUUUACCAUAAUACUUUUGAAACAAGUUUGAAAUAAUGGGUGAUUUCGGUAAAUUACGGGACAGAGUCCGGGAUCAGACCACUCGACUCUACCGUCGGGUCCGCAACUUUGGCCGAAGGAUUUUUGCUAAAAGCGAGUCUAACGGAGGGGCCGGAGGCCUGGGAACUACACCUGAACAGCAACACUAUAACAAUACGGUAGGGGUGGACAUGUCGAGCCCCACAAACAACAAGCCGGCCACUCAGCCACCAUUGCACAAAGUGAUCAUGGUGGGAUCCGGUGGUGUGGGUAAAAGUGCCCUAACGUUGCAGUUUAUGUACGAUGAGGUAGGUUGAUUAUUA